CAAAUCAAUGAAACUUCAAUUAUUGUAAUACUUUUACCUGAGAUCAAUUAAACUCAUUUAAUUAAUUAGCCGAUAUGGAUCAAGACGCGCAGGAGGAAGCUCUCAAAAUCUCCAAAGUGAGACGGGAGGAAGAAUGGCAAAAAGUCCGAAACCCGGAUGUCAUUACCGAGAAGGAUAAAGAAGAAGAUUUCGAGACUAAAACCCUGUAUGAGCGUCUAUCUGAGAACAGAGAGCUAAAGAGGCUGGAAAUAGAGGAGCAGUUCCGAUACAAAAACAUGGUGUACAGUGGUCUGGACAACGACGAACACAAGUUCCUUCAGGGAUGGGAGAACUCUAAGAAGAAACAACUUAGCGAAAGGAACAAGAUGGAGAUUGAGGAACUUCAAAAGUUUAAGGCACGAAUAGUUGAUCUUGAUGCGCAGUUAGAUAUCACCACCCAGCUUGUAACCCCGGUCCUGCCUAAAUCUACUGCUGUAUCUAGACAGAAGCAACUACUGAGUGGAGCUGUAAAACGAAGAAAAGUAGAACCGAAGAAAGAGCCAGAACCCAAAGCUGCCUCCGCUGGUUUAGCAGGUUUGGCAGCCUACAGUGACUCUGACAGUGACUCAGACUCCAACAAAAAGGAUGCUGAGAAGAAGAAGGGAAGUGGUAGUUCCAGUUCCAGUUCCAGCUCAGGAUCCAGUUCGAGUGACAGUGAUUCUAGUAGUAGUUCCAGCGGAUCUGAAUCGAGGAGGAGAAGGAAAAAGAAAAAACCUUCUUGGGAGUCAGGCCCUCAGGACAAGAAAAACGAAAAGAACGAUUCUGACUGAGACUUUUAGUCUUUUUAUCCUUUUACUCGGUUAAUUGUCCAGUGGAAUUUCUGUAACUUCCUGACCGAAACAAUACAUCAUGCAUUCUUUGGGGUUGAAAAGAAUCAUAUUGCGGUGAAGGUGAUUUAUGUUAUAAACGGUUAGUUAGUCGGUGUAGUUCUUGUAAUCUGUGUACAUUUGAAAGUACAUGACUGGAAGAACUAAUUAUGUAUUCUUUGGGUUUGAAAAGGAUCAAAUUGAGAUGAUUUUCAUUUGUAACGACUCGUUUGUCAAUGGAAUUCUCAUUAGAAGCUAAAUGACUGAAAUGGAAGCACGAUUUAGUGCAUAUCCUGGAGAAGCAAGGAAUCAAAUUGGGAUAAUUUCAAAGGACAAUCAUACUCAGAAUAGAAUAAAUGAAAAUCGCUUAUAUUACUCAUCAUAUCUGAUCUGAUGGGAAGUUUGUCAGGAUAUUAGGGAAUAGGGAUGGCACGCACCAGGCUCCUAAAAGCUUGAUGUACGUUUUCUUACUGUAACUGAAGUAAAUAAAAUAAGAAAUCUUAUCAGUAUGUGUACGAGGGAGAGGGUUAUGAGCCAGCCAACUUUCGAGCAGUUAUUUCAAAUAAUAGUAGAUAACUUGUGAGAAUAUGAUGUUUUAACGAUACUGUAUUGAUGAAGGUGGACGGUUAUUUCUUAUCUUCGAUAUUUAGCUUGUGAUACAUCAAAGUAUGUCUGCCAUGGUUCGUUAUCAAUUUGUUCUUAUCAAAUUAUUUCAUUUUCAAAGCCCUUCAGAUUGAGGAAUUUUAUCUGUUUCAAAUGUUGUUCAAGCUGAGUAUUCCAGAUUUUUCUCAAUGA
Bolinopsis microptera is the source of this 1640-nucleotide messenger RNA. RefSeq names its product PSME3-interacting protein-like. Gene Ontology annotation, cellular component: nucleus. The coding region runs from base 75 to 809 and encodes 244 amino acids. NCBI's taxonomy places the organism in Eukaryota, Metazoa, Ctenophora, Tentaculata, Lobata, Bolinopsidae. The record is from RefSeq and is a predicted model, not a curated record. The transcript has 5 exons.